AUGCCCCAGCCCCAGCAGCAAACGCCUCCUUCUCAGUUAGCUCUUGUUCUGGUGCAGGCGCAGCCUUCCAUAAACUAUCCUCCUUACGACGACAUGAUUUUUGCAAUUAGGGACUUGAACGAACCAGAUGGUUCAAGCAAGUCGAGGAUCUCGAGGCGUAUCAAGAGAUCGAACGCCGUUUUGCCUCCUAGUCACGCGGUUUUGGUGACUUACCAUCUCAAGACGUUGAGGAGGAGUGGCGUUCUCACCAUGGUUAACAACUUAUACAAGAUCGCUGCUGCUGCUCCUCCUCCUCGGCAAAGAGUGGCUGUUGCGGCAGACCUGGUCGCUCCCAGAUAUGAGGUUCCUCCGAUGAACUCCUCUCCGCUUGAUAUGCUAGGACAGUCAAGCCGUGAGCUACCCGAGUUGCCUGUAACAGAUCCGAACCAGGUGGUUACUGAGUCGGCAAACAGACGACCUGAUCGUCCAAGGAGGGACGGAUCUGUUCCGAUCUCUCCAACUGCGGGUGCAACUCUAGGUCUUCCAUAUCCGAGUACGUAUGCAAGCAUGCUACAAAGGGGGAGGCCACCGAGUCCUAGAGCUGCUGUGAGCGAGAGUAAGAGGCUAUGCAUAGGUGAAUCUAGCGGUGGAGUCGUCAUCGCUGCUCCAGCUGGUGGAGAAACUGUGGCCGUUGCGUCAAGGAUGUGGCGUGGACCUGGAUGUACACCUAACAUCGUUUGGAACAGGCCUAGAAAGGUAUAA
Molecule: messenger RNA, 741 nt
Organism: Brassica oleracea var. oleracea
Lineage: Eukaryota; Viridiplantae; Streptophyta; Magnoliopsida; Brassicales; Brassicaceae
Exons: 3
Coding region: 1-741 (246 amino acids)
Biological process (GO): negative regulation of DNA recombination; nucleosome assembly; chromosome condensation
Cellular component (GO): nucleosome; nucleolus; nucleus
Molecular function (GO): nucleosomal DNA binding; double-stranded DNA binding
Source: RefSeq, a predicted model, not a curated record